Messenger RNA from Paramuricea clavata, 966 nucleotides. The record is from the annotation of a GenBank genome assembly. Lineage: Eukaryota; Metazoa; Cnidaria; Anthozoa; Malacalcyonacea; Plexauridae.
AUGGCUUCGACUGCGAAGCGUCCGGAGUUAAAACUCCGCGGAAAUAUCGUCGAAAACUUUAAGAAUUUUGAAGUGCGAUUUGACGACUAUUGUAUUCAGACAAAUUAUAGAGACAUUACAAAAGAUCCUGUUACUGAAAAAGAUGCUUACUAUAAACAACCAAUUCUAGAAAUAUCGGCGCUACGGUCAGCUCUACCGGAUGAAGCUUUGCACGUGCUGAGAUACACUAUCGAGCCUCAAAUAUCUGAAGUAGACAAGAAGAAACCGUGGAUAUGGAUGGUAAGACUACGCCUCCUUUACACGGGGACAAUUGGAAGCUCAUUGAUGGUCAAUAGAUUUAAGUUUUGGAGUAGCAGCCAAGAUAUUUAUGAAACUGUACAAGACUGGGAAGUAAAGGUGGAGCAGACAGGAAAUUUGUGUUGUUAUGGAGACAUGACUGAUGAGAUGUGUCGUGAUAAAUUUGUAUUUGGCCUGCAUAGUGGUAGUAUACGUACUGAACUUUUGAAAACCCAUUUAAAACCAAACAAUACAUUAAAAACAAUGCAAGAUGUAGUGGCAGAGGCCAAAGCUAUAGAAUCAGCCCAGAAAACAAACAAAAUAAUUGGGGAGGCUAAAAAGGGUUUAGAAACAAAGGGUUUAGAAGAGCAAGUUAAUUGGACCAGUCACAGAGACAUGAAAUUAAAACGGGACCCUGAGACAUGCCAUUGGUGUGGGAACCAGAAAGGACCACACCCGUGGAAAUCCUGCCCAGCGAAUGGGAAAACCUGUGCAAAAUGUGGGGGGAAUGACCAUUUUUCUAAAGUAUGUUUAGAGGAACCACCACACAGACCUGGGGGAGGCCCGCAUAUCAAAAUAAAUCCAGGAGAUCAAACCAAAGAUUUGAUCGAACACAAAGUUCGAACAAUACUCGUAGAUAUGGUCGGACCCCUUCCAGAUACAGAGAAAAUAUACACCAUUUGGGCAUGA